Molecule: messenger RNA, 657 nt
Organism: Arabis nemorensis
Lineage: Eukaryota; Viridiplantae; Streptophyta; Magnoliopsida; Brassicales; Brassicaceae
Source: the annotation of a GenBank genome assembly
AUGGAGGGACAAGGCGGUUGCAGUGGAAUGAAAAAUAAGACGAGUAGUGAAACACAAAGCAGAGAUGAGAAUCAAGAAAUUAUCCAAAAAAGCAGUCUGAUUCCUCACAUUUUGGACAUAAAGAAUCAAGAGAUUCCAAAGAGAAAACGCAGCCAACGUAAAAGAAAUCCCAAGGAACCAAAAAAGAACUCCGACUCAAGUCAAGGCGAGAGAAGAGAAGGAAAGGAAAGCGCUUGUGACCAAAUCGAGAGUGAUACUGAAGCGGAAGAAGAUAAUGAUGCUGAUAAACCGACGGAGGAAGAAGAAAAGAGUAUCUCUGAAGCUGAUUUGAACCAAACCGUAUUGGGAGCUGAUACUGCUAAUGAAGAGAUUGUUUCCGAAUCGGAAGAUUCUCUUCCUCUUCUCGAAGUGGCUGAGACUGAGGAGGAGGAGGAUGUUUCUGAAUCGGAAGAUUCUCUUCCUUGUCUUGAAGAAUCUGAGACAGAGGAGGAGGAGGAUGUUUCUGAUGCAUCUAGCUGCAACUGGUGGAGUUUCAAGACACAACCUCGUACUUGUGAAAGGAUAAGAAAUGUUCGAUGGAGAAACAAAAAGAAGAGAAACUGCAUGACAGUAGAGGAAACACAGAGUAACCGCAAGAUCCUUCUUCUUGCUGUUUAA